Messenger RNA from Saitoella complicata NRRL Y-17804, 1232 nucleotides. RefSeq names its product actin protein 4, isoform b. Lineage: Eukaryota; Fungi; Ascomycota; Saitoellomycetes; Saitoellales; Saitoellaceae. The coding region runs from base 113 to 1078 and encodes 321 amino acids. The transcript has 2 exons. The record is from RefSeq and is a predicted model, not a curated record.
AAGACAUUUUUCUGGAGUAAAUGCUAAUGUAUGCUUCUACAGUUUCGCCGGUGACGAUGCCCCCCGAGCUGUUUUCCCCUCCAUUGUCGGUCGUCCCCGUCACCAGGGUAUCAUGGUCGGGAUGGGACAGAAGGACUCCUACGUCGGUGAUGAGGCUCAGUCCAAGCGUGGUAUCCUUACCUUGAAGUACCCCAUCGAGCACGGUAUCGUUACCAACUGGGAUGACAUGGAGAAGAUCUGGCACCACACCUUCUACAACGAGCUCCGUGUUGCUCCCCUCAACCCCAAGUCCAACCGCGAGAAGAUGACCCAGAUCGUUUUCGAGACCUUCAACGCUCCCGCUUUCUACGUUGCCAUCCAGGCCGUCCUUUCCCUCUACGCUUCCGGUCGUACCACCGGUAUCGUUCUCGACUCCGGAGACGGUGUCACCCACACCGUCCCCAUCUACGAGGGUUACGCUCUUCCUCACGCCAUUCUCCGUGUCGACUUGGCUGGUCGUGACUUGACCGACUACUUGAUGAAGAUCCUUAUGGAGCGUGGUUACACUUUCUCCACCACCGCCGAGCGAGAAAUCGUCCGUGACAUCAAGGAGAAGCUCUGUUAUGUUGCCCUUGACUUCGAGCAGGAGAUUCAGACCGCUGCUCAGUCCUCUUCCCUCGAGAAGUCUUACGAGUUGCCUGACGGUCAGGUCAUCACCAUCGGUAACGAGCGUUUCCGUGCUCCUGAGGCUCUCUUCCAGCCUUCUGUCCUCGGUCUUGAGGCUGCUGGUGUCCACGAGACCACCUUCAACUCCAUCAUGAAGUGUGAUGUCGACAUCCGUAAGGACUUGUACGGUAACAUCGUCAUGUCUGGUGGUACUACCAUGUACCCUGGAAUUGCCGACCGUAUGCAGAAGGAGAUCACCGCUCUUGCCCCAUCAUCGAUGAAGGUCAAGAUUGUUGCUCCUCCCGAGCGCAAGUACUCUGUCUGGAUCGGUGGUUCCAUCUUGGCUUCCCUCUCCACCUUCCAGCAGAUGUGGAUCUCAAAGCAGGAGUACGACGAGUCUGGUCCUUCCAUCGUCUACCGCAAGUGUUUCUAAGCGUCUUGUUCGGUGUUUGGCGGUCAUGGUUAGGAUUAGUAUACGUAUGUGCUCAAGAUAGGUGGGGGUGCAGGGAUGGAAAUGGAGGUGUUUUAUUAUCGCUGUAAAAGAGUGUUUUAUCCAGAAUUCAAGCUUUCUCGUUUUUAUUCAUUCC